Brassica napus (rape) is the source of this 1784-nucleotide messenger RNA. Its product is annotated as dual specificity protein phosphatase 12-like. Gene Ontology annotation, biological process: protein dephosphorylation. The record is from RefSeq and is a predicted model, not a curated record. Bases 513 to 1622 code for a protein of 369 amino acids. The transcript has 6 exons. NCBI's taxonomy places the organism in Eukaryota, Viridiplantae, Streptophyta, Magnoliopsida, Brassicales, Brassicaceae. Gene Ontology annotation, molecular function: protein tyrosine/serine/threonine phosphatase activity.
UUGGAUUCUUAACAAAAGUUAAGAAACUGUUUCUUAACUUUUAACUAAAAAAGUUAAGAACUGGUUCUUAAAUUUUUAUUUAAAAGUUAAAAGUUAAAAAACGGUUUCUUAAUUUCUGGUAAUAAUCUCAUCCUAAUCUAAGAUGUUCUUACGAUUUACAACACUGUACUUUUAAAAAAAAACUUUACUAUCUUUAAGCCCUUUUUCAAAAAAAAAAAAAAUUUACCAUCUUUGAACGAUCCAAAAGUCUAUAACAAAACAAAGGAUGAUACCAACCGGGGGAUCCCCACUAACCGGUAUUAUAACAAAAGUGUCCGUAAUUAUUUUUUAUUUUUUAAAGUGUCGGUGAUUUUUCUUUUUGGUUUUGGAUUAAAACUUGAAACCCCCUCUAGAUAAGUCAGAAGGUUUAAAAGUAAAAGGAAAUAAAUACAAACCAAACCUCAUCGAUCUCGCGUUCCUCUUCUCCGACUUCGACUUCAGCCUCUGUUCGUCCAGGGUUCUUCUCAUCGACAAUGCAGAAGCUUGACCUAAUUAGGGAGAAUAUAUACCUCGGCGAUAUUUGUGCCGCUGCUGAAGUUCUCAAGAAUGGUAGCUCCGAAAUUUCGCACGUUCUUACAGUUUUACACUGCCCUUCCAUAUCUGUGUUCGAGGAAUGGCGCAACGUGAGACUAGACUCAAAAGAAAUCAAGGAAGUUUAUGUUGGUGAUGAUGAUCAUCAAGGCAGAGAGUUUGCGACAGAGAGUGCGUUGCCAUCUGGGAAUCUUCUAUAUUCACUUGAACAUACUGGCAAAGAUCUCAAGUUUACUAGAAUGGCUGUGUUUGCCUACGAUCAAGAAUGGGAGAAUUUGCUUGAUUUUUUCGAUAUUUGCUUGGAUUUUAUUGAUGCUGGCCGCAAAGAGAAAGGUGUUUUAGUUCAUUGCUUUGCAGGAGAAUCUCGAAGUGCUUCUAUGGUCAUUGCGUAUCUAAUGAGGACCGAAAAGCUUUCUUGUCAAGAUGCGUUGGCAUCACUGAAGCAAAGUGCUCACGCUAGACCCAAUCUUGGCUUCUUAAAACAGUUGGAUUUGUUUGAAAGAAUGAACUUCAAAGUUGACCGUUCCAGCCCUAUUUACAAGCAUUUCCGUCUAAAAACUUUAGGUUAUUUAUACAGCAAAGAUAAGAGAUUUGACAAACUAAAGUUAAGGGCUGAUCCGGGAAUGUCAAAUGAGGGUAGUGGUAGUACGUACCAGUGCAAGAAAUGCAAAAAUGUUUUGUUGUUUCAGGAGCAAGUCAUUGAUCACACUCCUGGUGAAGCUGAUUUGGAGCUUGAUGACAUGUUUAAAAACAUGAUGGGAGAAGUUCACAACAAGAAUCCCGGUGAUCAGAAAAAAUGUACUUCUAGUUUCGUAGAACCUCUCAAUUGGAUGCAUGAAGCUGUAGAAGAUGAUCUGCCUGAAGGAAAGUUACUGUGUCCUAAGUGUAAAGCGAGACUUGGAAGCUUUGACUGGUUAGGAAGUUUUUGUAGCUGCGGAAGCAAGAUUGUUCCGGCGUUUCAACUUCAGAUGAGCCGUGUGGAUUUUAUCCCUGUGAAAGCUGACGUGAAGAAGAAGAAGAAGAAUAUGAAGCAUGAGAAGAAAAUAGUCUAGAAUGUUGGAGGAGAAAGCGCACUUCAAUGCGCUGAUGAUUUUAUUGGAGUUUGUAUUAGAACUUAGGGAUGAUGACUGUAACAAAAAUUAAAAUAAAGAAGACAGGAUGAUUGAUAUAAAAUUGUAUAGUUCUCGUAAGUGUGUUUUAACUUUUUUGCUUAA